Messenger RNA from Priapulus caudatus, 509 nucleotides. Its product is annotated as protein espinas-like. The coding region runs from base 9 to 509 and encodes 166 amino acids. The record is from RefSeq and is a predicted model, not a curated record. Lineage: Eukaryota; Metazoa; Priapulida; Priapulimorpha; Priapulimorphida; Priapulidae. The transcript is spliced from 4 exons. Gene Ontology annotation, molecular function: zinc ion binding.
CCGAGUACAUGAACCAGCUGCCGAACCACAAGGUGCCGCGUCUCGACUCGCCCGGCGAGAAAUACCGCGAGAAGCAGCUGAUGGUACAGCUGCCACGGCAGGACCUCUCCGAAGCUUACUGCAGGUAUCUGGAGGCGGGUUCGCGGCGGGCGUUCAUAGACUUUGUGAUGGUUCGCAAUGAGAUGGCAUUGGACAUCGCUUAUGUGAAAGACACCCUACCCACCGAUAUGGACUGCCGUAAGUGCCAGGGGGCGCUGCAGGCGGGCGACCUCGCUGUCUUCGCGCCAAAGUUCGGCGAGCAGGUGGCGUGGCAUCCGGCGUGCUUCGUGUGCCACCGCUGCGACGAGCUGCUCGUCGACCUCACCUACUGCGUCAAGGACGGCAACCUGUUCUGCGAGCGCCACUACGCGGAGACGAUCAAGCCGCGCUGCGCCGCCUGCGACGAGGGAUGUGACGCCGUCUACAUGUACGGCAUACGGAUGACAGACGCUGAUACAGAUGCGACGUAA